AUGGCCUCUACCCCUUCGAGUCGCCUGCGAUUGACACCGUCGAACUCGCCUUUCCUCCCGCGACCUGCCCGAUCUCCGAAACGCGGCCGAACCCCGCCAGCUCCCGAUUCACGACUGUCCCUCAGACGAGUCGUCGGCACCACCUGCGCCUCUCCAACCGGUUUUGAUGCCGUACAGUCUUCCUUUGCCUACAUUGCUGGAGGAGCCGCUGUCGUCGUAGACGUAAACGGAGACGAAUACUCCCAGCGCUUCUACAGAGCCCGACCGACAGCCCAGCCGCUCUAUAGCACCCCGCCACUUCCGUACUCGCCCUCUACGCCCAACUCCACCCCGAAAGCGAACGAUAGCCGGAAUAGAGUCUCUUUGCGGGAAUCCGCGUUCGGCGCCGAAUCCCCCACCUCCAAAACCUGGACCAGCCGCGAGCGUAUCAAGGCAGCGACAUGUUUAGCUCUAAGCAAGCAGGGCCGGUUUCUUGCUGUUGGCGAGACGGGGUACGCCCCUCGCGUGCUCAUAUACAACCUUGAAGAGCGCUCCUCCGAUACUCCGCUUGUCUCUAUUAGUGAACAUGCGCAUGGGGUCAAGGCGGUUGCGUGGUCCCCCGACUCCAAAUACCUCGCUUCGCUUGGGUCCGCGAACGACGGCUAUCUCUACAUAUGGAGAGUUGACACAAAGACAGGUGCUGCGAAACUGUUCCAGCAAAACAGGUGCACCUCUUUUAUUCGCGGCAUGGUCUGGAUGGGCAACAAUCUCAUCACGUUAGGCGUGCGUCAUGUCAAGAUAUGGCGUAUUGAGGAGGCGCAAGCGACAUCUCCCAUGAAGCAGAAAUUCGCUGGAGACUUGAACCCUUCUACCCAAUCGUCUAAAACAUUGCCCGGUAGAAACGUACUACUCGGCAAUAUGAUAGACGCUACAUUCUCUUGCGCUGCUGCCAUUGACGACACAAAGGCCAUCAUCUGUUCUGAAACGGGGGAUGUGUGCCUGUUCGAUGACACUGGCAAGCAGAUGAAGAUGGCACCGAUCCUCGAAAGUGGGUUUGUAACAACUUGCGUAGCCGUUCAUGACGGUGUCGCCUAUGUUGGCGGCAAGUCCGGGGGUUUCGUAACCCUGGAUUUGGUAUCCUUCAUGAGAAGCAAUAAGUCCUGUGUUCGGACGACUACGGAAUCGUCUCCGUACGCGGGGCUAUUUGCUCUGGGAUUCCUGAAACAGAACAUGGUCACAGUCGACGCCAAACGCUCCAUACACAUCUGGAAACUCGAUCCCAUCCCUGGGGAUAUCAACACCAAGUCGACCUCAAUCCCGAUACCAGGACACCAAGAUGCCAUAUUGGGCAUCGAAAGUCUGUUUCGCCCAAACCCGUCGGACGCUGAUUUCUACAGUUGGUCGGGGUCGGGACAGGUCGUAUUGUGGGAUGUCGAUGGCAAUACCAAGUCGACUUUCCAGGUUCCUCUGGAAGAGGCUUUCUUUGAGGAGGAGCCUGACUUCUUCAACCAAAUGACGACCAUCCGAGCUACCAAAGGCGGCAAGUUCUUCGUCACCGGAGAUAAGCUGGGGAUCAUCAAGAUCAUCGACUUCUCCACGUUCAAAUGUGUUUCGUCUAUGAAAGCACACUCAUCUGCUUGCCAUUCUAUCACCGUCUAUGAAGACGAGUUGAGAUGCCUCAUAGCAACCUCUGGCCGUGACCGUACAGCACAGCUAUUUCAUAAAACAACAAGUGGCGAGUUCGAUCAUUUCCAGACGUUGGAAUUUGCAGCCAGGGUAGCCCAAGUCUUGAUUCCCUCACCCGAUAUGGUCAUCACCUGUUCCCUGGACAGGACUUUGCAAAUCCAUGACCUAGUCACCAAAGAGGGUGACUCAGAUGUUCUGGCGGCUAUUCCUUCCAAAUCUCUUCCUCUGAAAACAUCACCCGCGUCGAUGGCCAUGGCGCAAGAUGGAAAGACCCUGUUCGUCUCGCUGUCAGACCGUUCUGUUUGUCUGUACGACAUGGAGCACAAAAAAGUCUCAACCACCUUCAAGUGCCUCGACGAAAGCGGUACCGAGUCAGUCGUUCUGGACUCGCUGAUUACCCGUCCGGCCAGUGAAAGAGAACCCGCAUUCCUUCUCGGCAUCUCGAACACAGACAAGUCUAUCAGAAUAUAUGACGCCCAGACAGGCCGCUUCUUGGACAGAGAAUGGGGUCAUACUGAGGCCAUCAAUGGCGUGGCAUUAGUGGAAGAGGAUGACAACCGCCGAAAGGUCGUCAGUGUCGGAUCUGAUGGAACAAUCAUGAUAUGGGACAUGGACUUGCAAGACCGGACUUGCGGCUCCGUUAGUCGCGACCCCUCCCCUGUCAAGGACGGUUCAGCUAUAGCGCGACCGACACUGCGACGCGUCUUAUCCAAGGCUGAACUUGCUGAAUUCCAACGUCCUUCGUCGGCUUCUGGACGCAGAUCACCACCGAGAACACUCGCAAAAAAGAGAUCACUUUACAGCCUUUCAUCGGCAAGACCUAUGUCGGCACUUCAGUCGAGUCCACUUAUUGCCGAAGACGGGCCCUCGAGGAGAACAUCGGCCGGCAGCCGAAAUGGCAGCCCUCCAGUCAGUCCUAAGACGAGAGUGACUAGGCGUCCAUCUUUACCGGCACUGAACUUGGCCAAAACCAAGAGCAACAGCAACCUGAGAGCCUUUGGGUCACUGAACAUGGCCACCGAGCAGACCUGUCGGACCCUUCGCACAUACCGGAGGAAACUUGCCUCGACCGAUCCCAUAAGCCAGGAUCUGCUUGCUGAGUUGGACCAAGAACUCCGCCUUACGGCUGUUGCCUUGGGAGACCGAGCGACAAGAACCAAGGCGCUGGGUGAUACCAUGUUGAAUGGUCUUCUAGACCAGUACUCGGAGCGAUUGGUCUCGCUCCUGGAUCAAAAGCUUCGAAUUAACCGCCACUCGUCAGUGGAUCCAGAACCAGAGUCGCCUGUAGGUGGUGCUGGGUCCUCUGACGCUGGCUCGAGUAUCGCUAGUAAUGGCUCGGCCGAGACUCCCACGUCCAUCUAA
Anthostomella pinea is the source of this 3027-nucleotide messenger RNA. The record is from the annotation of a GenBank genome assembly. NCBI's taxonomy places the organism in Eukaryota, Fungi, Ascomycota, Sordariomycetes, Xylariales, Xylariaceae.